Periconia digitata is the source of this 2259-nucleotide messenger RNA. NCBI's taxonomy places the organism in Eukaryota, Fungi, Ascomycota, Dothideomycetes, Pleosporales, Periconiaceae. The record is from the annotation of a GenBank genome assembly.
UAUCCAGAACAACCUGCAUUAACGGCGUUGAGGGUUUCGGGGGCGUUGAGGCGGAUAAAAUUGGGACAGAACUGUGGCAAAAUCAGGCUAACAAGUAUCUACAAUGUCAUUCAUUAUGCUACAACCUUCAACUGUGCUGUUUUGAAAUACUGUUUGGUCUUUCUUGAAGUAUGUAAGUAUGCGACGACAAUCCAUACCCACAAUGGCACAUGCAGCUAUCCCGGUUAUUGCCUAGCCUACAAACCAACGACAACGUCAUCUAGAACGAAGAUUUGUGCAGUUGUUGAAGAUAUCUGUAGCUUUCGCAUUCAAAACUCAUGGAAGGUGCCUACUUAUCUCGUGCCCGUCAUGACAACAACAGAUCCACAUGAAGCAAAAGAGCACUGGCUAUCCCGCUACGCAACCAAUUACCAUAAAUGGACUCUGACACGCUCUCCCCAGGGCCAGGCGAGCUUCUUCUCUCGGCCGCUAGGGCUCGUUGAGCUCUCAUUCGAUUUCGACGGGACGCAAUUCGGAGGACGCGCAGACAUGAACAUCUCGCUCUCACUCGAGAUUGCCACAUCCUUGCCAUCCAGGGCCGCAUUGCGAGAGCGUAUAGCGCUUGCCUGGACGUGUUUAAGAGCUAGACAUGUGUUGUUGAUGUCGCGGGUCAGAGACGGGGAGAAUGGGAGACGCGAGUUUGUGGUUGACGUGCCUGAGACGAACGCUGGCGUAGAAGGUGUGGUGGAAAAAGUAGGAGAGGAAAUUGUGUGGGUGGACGAAUGGUACGGAGCGGGCGAGGUAGACGAGGAAGAAUUCUAUAAGCACUGCUUGAAUGUAGGAAGAGUAGUUGAUGUUUCGAGAAACUGUUCAAAGUUGCAUGUCCUGCCGGCACGUCGGGUUCGCCGUUCAGCAAACGAAGAAGGUGGUGGUGGUGGGUUGGAGAGAUUCGAGAUCAGCUUGGUGAUUGUGGUGGCGCAUCAGACUUCAGAUGCGCUUGCUGCGUAUACCUGGUGGAGCGAUUUCAUGCGUCUGCUGAACACCCCCGAGACCGAGCUCAAAGCUUCCCUGGAGACCCUCCUCACCGUCGAUGGUAUUGAAUCAAGGCUCCCGCCAGCGCAGGAAGAUCUAUACCCGAUACCAGUCGCUUCAUCGGGCAAAGGCCCUCCUUCUCGAGCGCGACUUCGCUGGUACUGGGCCGUCAUCAUCGUGCUCCGCUCCCUCCGGCGUCCGCUUCCAAAGACGUUCUCGAAUCCGCUGCUUCGUCGUGAACGACUCACAACGCCCAUGUCCCUGCCAAAGCGGUACCCGCAAGUUUUCGAUUACUCCCCGACGUCUGCGCCGCCAAUGAACUCUGGUCACAUCUCCGCACGUCUCUCCCAUGCCGCAUCCGCGCGCAUGAUCCAGCUGUGUCGCAGUAUCGGGGUGAGCAUAGGCGCAGGCUGCUUCGCAUUAGCAGGACUCGCGAUGAUGGAGAUGCAGCACGAGAAGCAGCUCGCCGCGGCCGACGGCGCCCAACAACCCCAACAAGUCGACGAUUCUUCCACCCUACCCUUCACGGCCUCGUUCCCGCUAAACCCACGUCCCUUCUACGGGCUCGCGACCCCCGUCGUGCCCGACUCGUGCAUGCUCGCCUUCUCAGAAGGCAUCGUGAUGCCGUACCUCCCCUCCUCCUCCUCCUCCGCCCUCCCCAUCGAAACGCGUUUCAAAGCCGUCGCGAAGUGCGCAAACGCAGAGCUGAAGACAUACCAGAAGCGCCGCCCCGCGGGUCACAGUCAGGGCAGCGGUACCGCGGGAACGAUACUCGACCCGCACGAUCCAACUCGUCUCCUCGCGACGGGAUAUAUCGGGCGUCUGGAACGCAUGGCUUUGCUUUUCCCGGCUUCGUCCCCGCAGGGCAGCGUUUUUCCCACGCCGCCGUCUGCACCUGCACUCCCGCAAUCUAGCGUGAAUGGCGAGGAAGCCCCGCCGCCUGCACGAGCGACGUGCGGUGUGAGUUCUAUAGGUUCGACAUCCCAAUGGCUUCGUCGUGGGGAUUACUCGCUCGAGCACCCAUUGAGGGGCGUCAACUUCGCGGCGGAUUUUCGGAAUAUUAAACAGGGUGUUCGUGCUAGGGAGGGGGAGUUUCUGAUUGGCUGUACGACAAAUGAUCAGGGAAGGGUUGAGUUUGGGGUUAGUUAUGAUUGGAGUGGGAUUGGGGAGGAGAUGGCGGAGAGGUGGAGGGAUGUUGUUGAGGGGUUGUUGGAGGACGGGAGGAAGGCUGGUAGGUCGGUGCUGUAG